UCAAAACUAAAUCACAAUCGAUCUCUACGAACUCCAGACAAUUUCUGCUUGAUCAUUCAUCGGGCAUUCACGCGUGCCGCCAUACAAUGAAUUCAGAAGAUUAUUUGCUGAACAAUAACAAUGUGGAUUUCGCAAAUAACGGACAGGUUGGGGGAAACCAUACAAUAUACUUGCCUUAUAUUUAUGAAAAUCAAACUUCCUCUUAUAGUGCUGUUGCGUGAGCGCUUACAGCGUGCAGCGUAUCCUCAUUAUAAAACACGGAAAUUUCUUAUACAUAUUUGAAUGUAUAUUACCGCUUUGCUCUUUAUUCGUUGUGUGUUGAGUUGAUUGGGAAAUCGCUUAAUGACUUAUUUCGGAUUAUGACCUGUUCACACUGCGAUAUGUUUACAACGUCAUUGAGAGCCGGGGCAGGAAUCAUUGCUAACAUCUGAAUGAUCUCCGUACCAUGUGAUCCGGUACGUUAACAACAGUGCAUAUUACUUUAUAUUGACCCCUCUUGAUCAACUUGAUUCUCCAUCAAUGGUUACAUCCUUGGGAAACACUGGAAAUGCAUAACAAAGCAAACUAAUCAAAAGAUAAAACGGAUCAAGACUUGAGUACUCUGAUAUAUGUCAUAACUUCGUGUGUUCUGGCCUGGAAUCGUUGCUCUAUACCAUAUUGGCACCGUUGUCAUUUGGUACUUUGACAAAGACAGUGCAUAAUGUAUAUUGACUCAUUUUGCUUAACUUGAAUGCUUAUCAAUCGGCGUUUUGACAAAGACAGUGUAUAUUACUUCAUAUUGACUCAUCCCGCUCCACUUGAUUCAAGUGCGAACGGUCGAUGACGGUACUUUGGCAAAGAUAUUACUUUAUAUUAACUCAAUCUUGCUUAACUUGAUGUAUGAUCAAUCGAUGUCGGGCUGGGGGAAUUUCAGAAUAGCAUAAAACAAGCAAACUAAUCUAUUGAUAAUUUGGCUACUUGACUGCAACUUAAGUUCUGCGACAUGUUCAUGACAUGGCAUCGUAUGACCAUGCCUGGAAUCAUUGCUCUACCAGAACGAUAUCUUCUCUGACCCUCCCAUUUGGCAGUUACACAGAACAUAUCACUUUAUAUUGACCAGUCUUGCAAAACCCAUGGUUAAUCAAUGACGGUACUUUGGUAAAGACCGUGCGUAGUACUUUAUAUUGACUCGUCCUACUCAAUUUAAUUCAUGAUCAAGCGAUCAGGCAAUGCAUAUUUAACAGGCAGGCUAAUCAAUGUAGGAAAAUAACACGGCUAGGCCUAUCUACGAUCCUAUUGGCUGAACGGAUUGCACCGGUUUACUUUUCCUGAACUUUUCUGGAGCUACAAAUUCGAAAGUGAUGAAACACAUCGCAAGCACCGAAUUAUCACCUAAUCACAAUUAGAAGAGAGCAAGAAGAACUAUCAUGGCAGAAGACGGCAGGAUGCCACCUCUGUCCAACAGGGACCUCAUCAAACUCACCAACGGGCUGGACCAAGACGAGUACUUCAGACUCGGUAGGGCCUUAGGAGUCGCAGAAGGCAUUCUCAGCCAUCUGUGGGACCCAACGCAGAUGUCGUGUGCUUUGCAGAUGGUGCUCCUGUGGAGGGAUGAUCUUGGGCCUGAAGAUGACCAAAGGGCCAUUUUGAUCGAGAAACUUUUAGAAGCGGGACUGGAGGACCAACUAGAUAAACUAUUGAAUGCAUCGCCAGGGCCAACCCCGCCAUCUCCAGGACAUUCUUACUUCGGAACGACAGACACUACAAGAACAAACGUCCCCGUUUUACCAAUGAAACUGAAUAGAAAGGACACUGAGAAGGAUAAACUAUCCUCUCCUGCAAUGGGUCAAAGCUAUAGCGAAACUGUUGCUGCUAAGCCCGAACCAGAAAGCCAUACUGCUAGGCCAGGACACACUGGAGACCGUGGAUUUGAACAAGAGUUUGAAGGUCGGUCUAAUGAUGAAGACGACACUGACGACUCAGACCCGGAAAACUAUAUCAAUGUGUCCAAUAGAGUACUCCACAGAGGAUCGAGAACUGUCUCUUUAGCUUUUGGAGGUAAACCAGUUGAGGCAUUCCAAGGCUCUCAAGAGAACAUGAUUCGUGAAGAAGCGGAGGGUGAUGUGGGCGACUCUGAAUCGUUCUUACAACCCUCUAACCUUGUCACAGAUAGGACAACAGGCGAUAACGAUGAUCUAUGCUGCGAUCAGGCUGAUAUCCUUCCAGCCACCCUUGAACACACCGAUAGCCCAAUUAAUCCGGAUAGCCGUGACAGUGUAUCUAGCAGGUUCGACACCAAUGAGGCGGUUUAUGCAAAACCAUCAGUGUCAAUCAAGAACUCCAUGGACACCAGAAAACCUGUGGAAAUACAAGACUGUACUAAGGUAUCUUCAAAUCUUGGGUCGGGUAGCAAAGGACAGGCACGUACUCGUCAGCACGACAAUGAGGGUGUAUAUUGUUUAGAACAAAGCGUUGAUUCUCAAGAAUCAUCUACGGCAGAAUGCACGUUACCAGAAUCAAGUACUAGUAAGGUAAGGCCUCCUAAGCCUGCUCGUAAGAAAAAACACCUCUUUCUGCCAGGCAAUUCUGAAGUAAAUCAGCACGACGAAGAGACACGAAAGGGUGAUUUAAUAUGUAAAGACACACCCCAAACCAGACCAACAGAGCAAAGUAUGGCGCCGAAUAACACACACAUGACUAUUGGCAAUCAACAAGAAGAGUCAAAACUGGCAAAGGAUCCGAAGCUGAUCAGCGAUGCGUACGAUUCUCCCAGAAAACCAGAAAGGGGAGGGGUUGGAGGAACAUCACUGAUACACAAAACGGAAAAGACUCCUAAUCACACAAAUGCAGUCGAUACUGAUAACUUUACCAUAACGCAGCCCAUAAACGAAAGAUGUUUGAUACGAAUGGAGGGCACAGCUGAUCAGGAACAGGGAGGUGCCACGAUUAUUACACCUUCUGAACCAGCUAAACCUUUCCCAGCUAGAGCACCUACCCUUACCAAUGGUUCCCAAGGAUCACAGUCGGGUGAAGCAAAGAAUAUGUUGAGCCCCCAUCAUGUGAACGGAAAUAAUAAGAACACAACACCAUCGGAGAUUUAUGAUGAACAAGAGCACAUGUAUGCAACAAUCCCGGAAGACCAGAAUGCAAGGAGACCUGUUGUCCCGUUUAAACCAAAAUUACCAGUUGGUUCAGAUUUAGCCCCAACUACCCAGGAUCCUUCAAACAGUUUACCGAGCUUAAAUGCGCCAUCGGGAACAGAAGAUAGACCACUGCAGUUAACAAAAACCACACCGGAAGAAGACACUGAACCUCUUGAACCCGACAUCGAUAAGACUACGGAAUCUUCUCCCCAAUUUUCACCAAAACCUCUGUCAGUUGGACAUGGGUCAUCCAAACCCAGAAGCAAACCAACGCAGGUAGCUGGUAAUUUGUCUACUCGUUGUAAGACGAAACCACCGCAACAAGCAACGGGCAAUGGUUCUCUUCUGAGGAAGACCGCUCCAUCGACUCCUGGAUCCACUAUGAACAAACUAGGAUCCUCGUUCCAGAGUAAUAAAGCACUGAGUGAAGACAUCCUUCGAGCUUUGGCGGGAGACAUCACGGAUGGCAAGAAACUCCAGGCACUUGGGCUUGAACUUGGCUUUAAAGAAGCCGACAUGAAUGGAUUUGAAGCGAUGAACCAUCGCACAGGCAGCGACCCCGUGGAAGGCACACUUGACAUGCUGCAGACAUGGCAAUCAAGAGUUUCGCCAGAGGACCAAUUGGUAAUGUUGAAACACGCCCUCAGGAGGACUGGUCUUACUAUGGCUGAAACACAUCUGAGAUCCACUAAGAGGCGCAGAGAUAUAACAGGCGUUAGCGUGACAAAGAACUUCACCGUGUCGGAUUGCCGCGAGAAGCUACAAUUCCAUUACAGGAUUGAGACUUGCAAGGGUCUAAAGAAACACGAAAAUUUUGCCUCCUAUCUCCCAAUCGUAGAUGUUCAUCGGGUCGUAAAGCGAGGAAAGAAUGUUUAUGUGGAGAAGACACCUCUGAAAGAUGGGUCUGUCAAAGAAAUUUUAAGGACAAGAAAAGAUGGUUCAUUGCCGAGCAGGAUUGUAAUCUUUGGCCCAUCAGGAAUAGGGAAAAGCACGCUUGUGGCUCAGAUGGCGCAUGAUUGGGCUGAACGAGUUCCUGGAUCCCCGCUGAACGAUGUCCUUCUGCUAUUCGUCCUCAAGAUGAAGUUCAUGACUAAUCAUGGAACCUUGGGGCAGGCGAUCGUUAAUCAACUCCUAAGCGACGUCAGAGGAUUGACCGCUCAGGGAAUCGACCAACUCAUCGAGGACAACCAAACGGAAUGCAUGGUGGUCCUUGAUGGUCUGGACGAGUUUAGAGGCGAGGUUUCUUCUGUCAGGUGUGGUCAUGUUCUGCGCGUUCUCCAGAACAUCCAACUGCGGACGUGUCGCGUCGUUGUGACUAGCCAUACAAGACUCGAAGACUACUUCAAUAAGGAAGACUUGCCAAAGGACUUUCUCAAGUUUGAACUCCGUGGACUUUCCCAUGUGCAAUCAACAUCAUUCAUACGGUCUUUCUUCGAGGAAAACUCAUUGCACAGAGCCAAAGAGAUGAUUGUAUUUCUAGAGAUGAAUGACAUCAUCCGAGAACUGUUGGCCACACCCCUAUUUUGUAUCAUUGCGUGUCACCUCUGGGAAAGUAAUCUUCUUCAGCUUGUCACAACGGAGUCAGAAUUCUAUGAUAGUGUAAAUCGUUUCUUACUCAAGCAAAGGGAAGAACAGGCGUCAAUGGUUGCCGGAGACACUGAUCUGGAAAUAAUUGUCCAAGGCAUAGGGGAAGUUGCGCUCAAUGGUCUCCUUGAUGACCCAAACAGACGAUUCUUCGGACAAAAUGACUUUAAGAAGAUGCCCUCAGCCCUAGAGAAGGCAACUUCGAUUGGUAUCCUCAAUAAGACAUCCCCCAAGAAGCGCGAUGAGACUGGAAUUGAGUUCUAUCAUCGCAACGCGCAGGUGCACUGCGCGGCUAGGUAUCUCUCCAAAGACGUGACCUCGAAAUCAAUCAAGGGAAAGCAGAGUCGUCUGGAGAAGGCCUUGAAGCAGAUGGCAAAGAAGAACCUGGCGGAAUUCGGCAGCUUACUACGGUUUACAGCAGGAAUAGGAAGCCCUUCAACCAGACUGCAGGUGAUUGAAGCCAUCAAUUCUGCGGAUAAUAUACCAAUAGGUGACAAGACUAGAAUGGUACUCGACUGCCUUUCAGAGAUUCCUCAACUGGACAAGCCAACAAUGUACGUGGUCGAACGAUGUUUCGAAGGAGGCAACGUUAUAAUAAACCUUCCAACCCUACACACUACUUUGGGUCUCUACAAACUCCAUCCAUCUGUAAAAGAAAAGAUACGUGGCUUGAAGAUCCAGGGUUCUUUCAUGGCUGACCUUGUAGCCAAGAGGUUAUCAACGGCUCUCCAAGGGUGUUGUGACCUACUCAAGCUCGAGUUUGCUGAUUUGCAGAAUGCAGCAUAUCCUCUGAUCCUGCUCCUGCUAAACAAGCUCUCACUUCAUCUCUUCCCCGAUGGCGCCACGUCAAUUCUUCCAGACCUCCAUCAGACUAUAUUCAAUGGACUGCGGAUUGUCGACCUCUCGGAUUGCAGUCUAUCACCAGCAGUGACCUGUGUCCUGUGGACUGCUCUAGCAAGAUGCCCAAAGAUUGAGCUGAUGUCUGUAAAGAACUCCACGAUCCUCGGCAAAGACCUCCCCAAUCUCGGUUGCAUCGCGGACCUCCAGGCGAAUCUCCGCUCACCCAUCCUCCAUGACGAGGUUGUCUGGCUGGCCAGUGUCCUAGGGGACCCCGAGAGCUCUACGAAGGUGAAACUGACCAUCGGCGAUGCAGGAGACGGAUCCUUACGGCGUGUAGGACUUGGGAACCAAGAGCACAUAGUGAUGGCUGGUGACAGAAUGGACCUCAAUAACGCAACGGAAAAUACCAUUAAGGUUCUCAGUGUGCUACCCGACACGUACAGAAGAAAGGUUAGGAAACUCUGUAUCAGUGGAACACGCUUCAGCUAUGACCUGACCCAUCCACUUCUUGACUUUGUCCACUCCUUAAUAAGACUUGAAGUCAUCGCCACGGAGGGAACGAACAUCCCUGGGGAACUCCAACAGCUCCAAGUCUUCAAGGGGUCAUCCCAUAGAGACAUGAACCAACUGCCAAGCUUAGAUCCAGACGGUGUCCUGACGGGAUGCGUAUCGUCCCCUCUUCGGGAGGAAGAAUUCGAACGGCUCAGUAGUGUGUUCAACUACAGCAGAACGACGACCCUUAAACAGGUCCAUCUCCUGAUCGAGCACGACAGUAGCUCUGAGGAGUUUAGGGAGAUGCUUGUCAUCGACGAAGAUAACAUAGACCUCUCAAACGUGUCAUCGGCAUCCAUUGAAAUCCUGAAGAUGAUUCCGCCGUCGUUUAAGCAAAAGAUGCAUUUCGCUAGAAUCAAGAACUGCACACUGACAGACGAGCUUUCGCACCAGUUGUCCCAGGCACUCCAGUCGAUGAUAGAACUCGAGAUGUGUCUGUCUGAGAACAGUAUCCUUGGUCGAAAAGCCUUCCACUUGAAAUCUGUCACUGUACUUGACGUUGGCCGUUUCUCGUCGCAAUGUUUCGACUGGGAGUGGCUUGCCAGUGCAAAGCUGCUCGAAGAACUGCACCUCACCUUCGAAGCAUCCCCGCCAUCCACGCCCACAUCCCCUUCCACACCGGCUGCAGCGGACAUGGCGACCUCCCCACUGUCUGCAAAGAACCGGAUCUACGAAGAAAUCCACGAAAGAAAGGACACUGCUGACGUUGAGGGCGCUUCAGAUGAGGACUUCUUUCUGACAACCGGAAGACUGGUAAUGAAGAAGAUGUCUUCCUGUAGCUUAUCAGUGAUGCUGCAUCUACCACAACACAUGAAAGAUGAGUUGCGUUUCGUGCGGAUUCGUUCAACGAAGCUCACCGUGGACGUCCUCAAUCGUCUCUCCGAUGUCCGGAACUCCUUCAAACAUCUCAAGCCGCUGUCGCUUCAAAACCUGUAUCGUAGGCCAAUCAAGCACGGAUGCAUCAUGCAACCAGGUUCAUCCGACCCCGUACUUGGCCAGUGGGACUGAAAAGUACCCAAUUUGAAAUCGAGAGGAAUCUACAAAAGAACACUUCUCUCUGAAGUCCGGAGCUCCUUCAAACAUCUCAACCUGCUGUCGCUUCCGAACCUGUAUCGCAGGCUAAUCAAGUACGGAUGUAUACUGAAACCAGGCUCAUGUGACCCUUCACCUGGCCAGUGGGACGGACCACAGGAAUCCCCUCUCAAUCCAAAAUGAAAUUAAGAGGAAUCCGCAAAAGACCACUUCUCUCUGAAGUCCGGCGGAACUCCUUCUAACAUCUCAAAGUGCUAUCGCUUGAGAACCUGCAUCGCAGGCCAAUCAAGUAGGGAUACUGUUAUCAGGCUCGUCCGACCCUAUCCUUUGCCAAUGGGACCUAAAAAGAACCCCCACCCUCUCCAUCCAUAUGAAAUUAAGAGAAAUCUACACUUUGCAGGCUCGUUCGAUACGAAACGUAAGAGUCGCAGAGAACAGAAUAAAAAAUGAACAUUGCCUUUCAGACUAUUAUUAUCAUUAUUUAUGGCAGUCUUGGUGAAUUUAAGAUGGGCUCGUGAAAAAUUUCGUUCUCUGUGAUAAGGGCGGCAACCUCCAAUUCUUGUUUCGCAAAGUGAAAACACCACAUUCGCAGCGUUAGGUUACGCCACCAGUCUGAACACAUGAAAGAUUAAUUUACACGAAAAUACCCGGAUAGCCGGACUCUAACCCCGGAUUACAAUGUGAGAGACCGAAACCUCGGCCUCUCGGCCAUUUCUUUUUUCGCUUUCAUUUUAUGAGACUUCUAUAUAAAUACUUGUACAGUGUUUUUUUUUUUUUUUUUUUUAAUAUCACUUAAUAUUUGAAAUCGUGGAUAAACUUAUUAUAGAACAUAGUCGUGUACAUACGGAUAUAGCGAAUAGCCGUUUUGGUAUCAUGGGUUCUGCAGCACGAUCGAUGGUUUGUAAACUUAAUCGGAAAUGUAUAUACACACCAAUCAAAAUCGUUACUGAUUUCGAAGUGAUCAGAAAUAUUUGAGUCUCAUGGGCGUCUAAAUUGGCCAAACUCUGGUUUUCGUAUUCAUGUAUAUUAUCACAUUGUAUUGAUAACAAAUGGUUUAUAUAGGAUCGAUUUGCCGUUUUGUAACCACGUACAAUUUAAAUGUAAAAUAAUUUCAUGUAAUGAUAAUUUUGUGGAAGACGCAGUUUCUUUCUAAAAUGGCUGAUAAGCACUCGUAUUUAUCUGAACACGAAACGCUUUUGAAUUUAAGACAAUGCUAUUUGAAUAUUUAACCCCCCAAAAUAUUAUUUUUAACCAAAUAUUUUACCAAGUAAUGAAUUAAAUUCACCUUGUUGAGUAAAUUUACAUUUUUUUCGUUUAAUUUCCAUUCAGGCUAUACCCAUGUUAGCUUAUACUAAUAGUCUAACAAUACUGAGUCGAUGUCGAUAAGCUGAACUGUUUCUGAACUUGUUUUUAUUUGACAAAGAAUAAGUUUUUAAUUAGACCAGCUGGGCAAUAAAAGGAAAAAAUUACACUAUUUGACCAAGUGUACUUUAAUCAAACGGCAAUUGGGCCCAUUUUAUAUUAGAUCAAAUGGUUUUGCCAUGUAACAUGUAUGAUGGCAUAAUACAAUUUGAUAAAUACACAAUCUUCUUUUCGAAAAUGUUAAUAAGAAACUAUAAUUUCUUGUUAUAAAUUGAAUUCGUUUGAAAGUAUAAGCGUUGCUUCAGCGUUUAAAAUGAAUUUUAUAUCCAGAAUUCAUAUAUGUUUAUUCCAUUCAUGUAAAAUUAUUAACGAUGAAAUAAAAUUGUUAAAAGGCGUAAGGUGUAUUCAUAUUGGAUUACCCAGGGUAGUUUAUCAUAAAACAUAUUGUGACUGUAUAAUCAAACAAAAUUGUGGAUUCGGCCAAUCAGAUACAAGGAAUCACCAGUGAAUAUUAUUUCAACAACUAUACUGCUUCAUAGAUCAUUAUAGAAUGGGUAUCAUGCAUGUUAUUACCGACGCAUGGCCAGUCAUGCAUUCGGUAAAUUUGCCAUGCGUCCGGUAUUUACUGAUGCAGGGCAGAUUUACCGGAUGCUUGGCCCAUGCGUCGGUAAACACAUGUGCAUGGUUGAAACAAACAAAAAAUCACAAGAAAUCCACCAUUCUAUAAAACAAAAGAUACACAGGUUGUUAGUGCAUCGGUCAAACUAGUGAGAAUACAGUGACUAUGGAAACUAAUCCAAACCCCCUCGGCUGCGCCUCGUGGUUUUAACAGUUCCAUAAUUCAUACCUUAUGCUCACGAAACCUACAGAUGCACUCACAUCUGUGCAUCAUUUGUAUACUGUGUCCCACACUGUAUUCACAAUUUGUUUUUUUUACAAUGGGAUCAGCUUGUCAUUUCUAUAUACUCUAUGCAGAGGCAAAUUUACUCCAAAAGCAAUGUUUGUUGGUAAUAAAAACAAAAACGAAACGUGUAA
This is a messenger RNA of Lytechinus pictus (painted urchin), 9527 nucleotides long. RefSeq lists its product as uncharacterized. The record is from RefSeq and is a predicted model, not a curated record. Gene Ontology annotation, biological process: signal transduction. The coding region runs from base 1407 to 7106 and encodes 1899 amino acids. Gene Ontology annotation, molecular function: ATP hydrolysis activity; protein binding. Lineage: Eukaryota; Metazoa; Echinodermata; Echinoidea; Temnopleuroida; Toxopneustidae. The transcript is spliced from 12 exons.